UGCUUGUAGACGUGGGGGAGGAGGAUCUGCAUUAACGCCCCCCACUGUGCCCACCGCGCAUCACCUCCAUUUCUGCAAAUACCGCCCGUGGAGUAGAAGCGGCGACCGGACUCCCAAACACAGAGGUGGGGCAACUGCCGUGACCGUGUCUCGGAAACUACAACAGGUCGCCUUUUGAGACUCCUUUGGCGGGAAGGGGCACUUGGAAAGGGAAGGUUUGAAAGCGCGAAAAGAGAAGAGAGAAAGGUUCCCUAAUUCGUCAAAAGAGUAUCACUGGGUGACUGUCCUUCCUCCUCUUCUCUAUCCUACACGAGGCAUAUUGACCCCUCCUUAUCCAGACUGUGUGUGUGGGGUGGGAGAAAUCGCAAACACCUGUUUGAAGAAACUGCUGCACCUAAAGUCACCUGUGUGCUGAUUUGUGCCAGGGGGUGGCUGGGUUCUGUUUCUGAAAGAGAUUUAAUAAGGUUUUUUUUUUUUUUUUUUUGGUGGUGGUUGUUAGGACAUUGCAGUUGUUCUGUUAUUACUCCUAAAUACUUGUCUCUGAGUACUAUAACUUCACCAGGAGCCCUACCUUGAAAUCAGUGAUACCUCUGCAACACUUUUCUCGGCAAUAUUUUAUUUGAAGGGAGAAAGCAGGUUUGUUUGUAGCUACUUCAGCUUACUGUAGAGGCCUGGUUACCCUCUCGUCGCCUCCACCCCCAAGGAACCAUGGCAGCGGGGGUAGCAGCAUGGCUGCCCUUUGCCAGGGCAGCAGCCAUCGGGUGGAUGCCUGUGGCCUCGGGGCCCAUGCCAGCUCCUCCGAGACAGGAAAGAAAAAGAACUCAAGAUGCUCUAAUUGUACUGAAUGUUAGUGGCACCCGUUUCCAGACGUGGCAGGACACCCUGGAACGCUACCCAGACACUCUGCUGGGAAGCUCUGAGAGGGACUUUUUCUACCAUCCAGAGACUCAGCAGUAUUUCUUUGACCGUGACCCAGACAUCUUCCGCCACAUUCUGAAUUUCUACCGCACUGGGAAGCUCCACUAUCCUCGCCAUGAAUGCAUCUCUGCUUAUGAUGAAGAGUUGGCCUUCUUUGGCCUCAUCCCAGAAAUUAUUGGCGACUGUUGUUAUGAGGAGUACAAGGAUCGCAGGCGGGAGAACGCCGAGCGUCUCCAGGACGAUGCUGACACUGACAACACGGGCGAGAGCGCGCUGCCCACCAUGACUGCUCGGCAGAGGGUCUGGCGGGCCUUUGAGAACCCCCACACCAGCACAAUGGCCUUGGUGUUCUACUAUGUUACGGGGUUCUUCAUUGCCGUUUCAGUCAUUGCCAAUGUGGUGGAAACAGUACCAUGUGGGUCUAGCCCAGGUCACAUUAAAGAACUGCCCUGUGGAGAGCGGUAUGCAGUGGCCUUCUUCUGCUUGGAUACAGCCUGCGUCAUGAUCUUCACAGUCGAGUACUUGCUUCGCCUGGCUGCAGCCCCCAGUCGUUACCGUUUUGUGCGUAGUGUCAUGAGUAUCAUCGAUGUGGUAGCCAUCCUGCCUUAUUACAUUGGGCUGGUGAUGACGGACAAUGAGGAUGUCAGCGGAGCCUUUGUCACACUCCGAGUCUUUCGGGUCUUCCGGAUCUUUAAGUUUUCCCGCCAUUCUCAAGGCCUGCGCAUACUGGGAUACACGCUGAAGAGCUGUGCCUCAGAACUGGGCUUCUUGCUCUUCUCGCUCACCAUGGCUAUCAUCAUUUUUGCUACAGUUAUGUUCUACGCAGAGAAAGGUUCUUCAGCUAGCAAGUUCACCAGCAUCCCUGCUGCCUUCUGGUAUACCAUUGUCACCAUGACAACACUAGGGUAUGGUGACAUGGUACCCAAAACCAUAGCAGGGAAGAUUUUUGGUUCCAUCUGUUCACUAAGUGGGGUCUUGGUCAUUGCGCUACCUGUUCCAGUGAUUGUCUCCAACUUCAGUCGGAUCUACCACCAGAAUCAACGAGCAGACAAACGGAGGGCACAGAAGAAAGCCAGACUGGCUAGGAUCCGGGCAGCCAAAAGUGGCAGUGCAAACGCUUACAUGCAGAGCAAACGGAAUGGCUUACUCAGUAAUCAGCUACAGUCCUCAGAGGAAGAGCAAGCCUUUGUGAGCAAAUCCGGCUCCAGCUUUGAAACCCAGCACCACCACCUGCUUCACUGCCUGGAAAAAACCACGAAUCACGAGUUCGUGGAUGAACAAGUCUUUGAAGAAAGCUGCAUGGAAGUUUCAACUGUCAAUCGCCCUUCAAGUCACAGUCCCUCUCUCUCGUCACAAGGAGUCACUAGCACUUGCUGUUCACGACGACACAAAAAAACUUUCCGCAUCCCAAAUGCCAACGUAUCAGGGAGCCACCGAGGCAGCGUGCAGGAACUCAGUACGAUUCAGAUCAGAUGUGUGGAGAGAACACCACUAUCGAACAGCCGGUCAAGUUUAAAUGCCAAAAUGGAAGAGUGUGUUAAACUAAACUGUGAACAACCUUAUGUGACUACAGCAAUAGUAAGCAUCCCAACACCUCCAGUAACCACACCAGAAGGAGAUGACAGGCCAGAAUCUCCUGAAUACUCAGGAGGGAAUAUUGUUCGAGUGUCUGCUUUGUAAAACAAAUGGGAAUAAAGUCUAAGAGAAUGUGAGCCUGGGCUGUGAAAAGAAUCCUUAAUGCGGAAGAAAGAAGAAACGCUAAACCUUUCUCAGAUUAAAACGGUGAAGCAAGGAGGUUGGUAGUGAGACCAAAACAUAGCUCCUGAACUUGAGGAUGUGAACAAGACCACCAAACGGCAUUUCCAGACAGACUUCGACCUGUUAGACAGCAAAAUAUUCUGUGGCCCUUUGACUUUGUGAAUGAGCACA
Loxodonta africana (African savanna elephant) is the source of this 2847-nucleotide messenger RNA. RefSeq names its product potassium voltage-gated channel subfamily D member 2 (gene KCND2). Gene Ontology annotation, cellular component: dendritic spine; postsynaptic membrane; neuronal cell body. Gene Ontology annotation, biological process: potassium ion transmembrane transport; protein homooligomerization. Lineage: Eukaryota; Metazoa; Chordata; Mammalia; Proboscidea; Elephantidae. Gene Ontology annotation, molecular function: voltage-gated monoatomic ion channel activity involved in regulation of postsynaptic membrane potential; protein binding; A-type (transient outward) potassium channel activity. The record is from RefSeq and is a predicted model, not a curated record. The transcript has 6 exons. The coding region runs from base 709 to 2598 and encodes 629 amino acids.